AUGGGAAAUCAUUCUACAAUAACAACAUUCAUCUUGCUAGGACUAACAGAUGACUCACAACUACAAGUUUUAUUGUCAAUAUUUCUGUUUCUCACAUACAUUUUCACUGUUACUGGAAAUCUAAUCAUUAUCCUCCUCACACUGGUGAACUCCCAACUCAAAACACCUAUGUAUUUUUUCUUUAGGAAUUUCUCCAUCUUAGAAAUAAUUUUCACAACUGUCUGUAUUCCUAGAUUCCUGUACAGCAUGACAACUGGGGACAAAAGUGUUAGCUAUAAUGCUUGUAUGAUUCAACUAUUUUUUGUCAUCCUCAUUGGCGCAACAGAAUUCUUCCUUCUAGCCACCAUGUCCUAUGACCGCUACGUGGCCAUCUGCAAGCCCCUGCACUACAGCACCAUCAUGAGUGACAGGGUGUGCACCAUACUUGUCCUCUGUUGUUGGCUCACUGGUUUAGUGGUCAUACUGCCACCUCUCAGCCUGGGAGUUCAGCUAGAUUUCUGUAACUCCAAUCUCAUUGACCAUUUUGGCUGUGAUGCCUCUCCUCUUCUGAAGAUAGUAUGUUCAGACACAGAAUUCAUAGAACAACUUGUUUUAAUCAUGGCUGUGCUGACCCUUAUAUUCACACUGGUGUGUGUGAUUUCGUCCUACACAUACAUUAUCAAGACCAUUUUAAGACUUCCUUCUGCUCAUCAAAGGAAAAAGGCUUUCUCCACCUGUUCUUCCCACAUGAUUGUAGUUUCCAUCACCUAUGGGAGUUGCAUCUUCAUCUAUAUCAAACCACCAAAGGAAGGGGUGGCCAUUAAUAAGGUGGUGUCAUUGCUCAACACCUCAGUUACCCCUUUGAUCAACCCCUUCAUUUAUACUCUACGGAAUAAGCAAGUCAAACAAGCCUUCAAGGAGGCAGUAAAAAAGACUGCAUUUCUCUCAAGGAAUUAG
This is a messenger RNA of Choloepus didactylus (southern two-toed sloth), 936 nucleotides long. Its product is annotated as olfactory receptor 6C2-like. The record is from RefSeq and is a predicted model, not a curated record. The coding region runs from base 1 to 936 and encodes 311 amino acids. Gene Ontology annotation, molecular function: olfactory receptor activity; G protein-coupled receptor activity. NCBI's taxonomy places the organism in Eukaryota, Metazoa, Chordata, Mammalia, Pilosa, Megalonychidae. The transcript has a single exon. Gene Ontology annotation, biological process: G protein-coupled receptor signaling pathway. Gene Ontology annotation, cellular component: membrane.